AAUAUGCGAGACGGGGCCCAGCUCACGUGAACGUGAAGGUCAAUGACGCAACAAAAAGGUCAGUUGCUCACACUUCCGGUCACGUCCGAAUGUCAAACUGAGAGCGUGGUAAGUUACAAAAGAUCCAGGAGGUGUCUGCCAUUUCGAUAUAGCUACAUAUUCCGUUUUUAGAAAAUCUGUUGAAGGUAAAUGCCAGACAACAUGUCAACAGAUGCAAAUCGUGUGGAACCCCCACAGUGGGAAGAUUCAGUGAAGGCAGAAAACAAAUUAUGGCGGAAAGCAAAAGAAGCACCAUUUGUGCCAAUAGGAAUCCUUGGCCUACUGGGUGCAGUCACAUAUGGAGCAGUGAUGUAUAAGAAUCGAGGACGAAUGUCCACUUCAGUGUACCUCAUGAAGUUUCGUGUCAUCGCUCAGGGCAUGGUGGUAGGAGCCAUGACAAUAGGCGUCGGCGCCGCGGUUUUGCCUGGACUCUGGAAGAAAUAUGUCACAGAUUCCAAGAGCGGAGGGGGGAGCUAAUAACAGAAAUCCUAGGACUGUUAAAGCAAUGUUUGUCAAUACAAUGGAACUAAGAACUGCCGAUUAUUUAUUUUGAAGAAUCCAUUUUGAAAUGCCUUGCAUCAUAAAGGUUCAUCAUGGGAACAAAUAUAGGUGUUUUCAUUAGUCUGGCUGAAUUGCUAUGAAUGUCGCAAGUCUAUGUUACAGUUUUGGAGUUUUUGGAUCGACUUAGCAGUUAUAGUUUGGCAUGAAAUGCAGUGGACCCGGGUUUUUUUAAAUAUCUCUUCAUCCAAUAACCCAAUCGAUCUCAAACUGUGCAAGUGGAUGUUUUGUCAGACAACCUAAUCACAUUA
This is a messenger RNA of Haliotis rubra (blacklip abalone), 848 nucleotides long. Its product is annotated as HIG1 domain family member 1A, mitochondrial-like. The transcript is spliced from 3 exons. Gene Ontology annotation, biological process: mitochondrial respirasome assembly. Bases 190 to 516 code for a protein of 108 amino acids. Lineage: Eukaryota; Metazoa; Mollusca; Gastropoda; Lepetellida; Haliotidae. The record is from RefSeq and is a predicted model, not a curated record. Gene Ontology annotation, cellular component: mitochondrion.